Molecule: messenger RNA, 556 nt
Organism: Enterospora canceri
Lineage: Eukaryota; Fungi; Microsporidia; Enterocytozoonidae
Source: the annotation of a GenBank genome assembly
AAAAAAAGCUAACAAACUGGUCGGUUUCAUCGGUAGAACUUUUGAUUAUAAAUCUGAAAAAGUUAUCCUUACAUUAUAUAAUGCACUCGUACGCCCUCAUCUAGAAUAUUGCAUUCAAUUUUGGUCACCAUACUAUAGAAAAGAUAUUAAUAAGCUGGAGAGAAUACAAAGAAGAAUGACUAAAAUUAUCCCAAGACUGCGAAAGAAGUCUUACGAAGAACGUCUAAAGGAGCUGAACUUUUUCAGUUUAUCCAAACGUAGGCUACGAGGGGACCUAAUUGAGGUUUUUAAAAUUUUCCAUGGUUUCGAUAUUAUUAACAUAAACGAUUAUGUAACUACCGAUCUCACAAGCUCCACCCGUAACAAUGGCUUCAAGAUCAUUGGUAAGCGCUUUAGAUCAAAUGAAGCGAAGCACUUUUUCUUCAAUAGAAUCGUAAAUGUUUGGAAUUCUCUCCCAGCACAAAUUGUCAACAGUAUUACAAUUGAAUCAUUUAAGAAAAAACUCGAUAAGCACUUAGCAUCUGUUCACCAAGUCGAAUAUUUCACUACUGCGUAA